GGCAGGGGGAGAGUGGAUUGGCGUGGGCAGACAGGGGAGGCAGGUGCUGCCAAGUCUGCAUGGCCCCAAGGAGACUGCAACACACACCACCUGUACUGGGAAUGUGAAAUACAGGCCUGGAGGAGAGAGAAUGGAGUGGGUGGACGUGGGAAACACAGCUGGCACUUGCACUGGGGCGCUACUGCAGAACAGGUGCCAAAGGAGAGGCUUGGACAAGGGUAAGGUGGGAAAUCAAGACUGCAUCAGCUUGUUCCUUUUCCAUCAGAGCAGGAAGGUGCUUCAGAAACCCCAGCAGGACAGGGCUGAGGGAGGGCUGGUCCUGCAAUAGCUGCCUGGCUUGUGGUGGCAGGGCCAUGUGGCAGGGGUCAGCUGUCACCAGCCUGUCCCCGAUCAUCCUUUUAGCGUGAGCUGUUGAGCUGAGGCUGUCCCGUUAGGCUGGGCAGAGCCGCUCGCAGUGUGCCAUGGGGAGCGAGGCUGGUGUGUGAGCUUCAGAGGAGUGGCCUCUUCCCACUGUGAGGUCUCCCAGGCUCUGCUUACUUUUCUCUGCAUGUUUCAAGCUUGGACAAAAGCCUGUGUUUGUGAGCCUUGUUCAAAAACUUGGAGCACGUCUCAGACAGUCAUUUCCCUUCCUCUGUCCCAUGCCAGAAGCUUUUUUAUUGCCCUAAUCUCCAGGCUCAAAGACUUCAGUUGUGGCUUCUGAGCUGCCCUUCAGCCUGAUAGCAGCUUUGUGCUUUGGGUCUCUGCAUUUUGAAUUCACUUGCCCUGCUGUCCACGCUGCUUUUGAUGCAGCCCAGGAUACGGUUGGCUUUCUGGGCUGCAGGCACACACUGCUGGCUCGUGUUGCAUUUUUUAUCCAGCAGUCCCCUCAAGUCCUCCACGGGCUGCUCGCCAUCCGUUCGUCAGCCGUGAUGGCUGGGAUGAUUUUUGCUGAUGUUUGGGAUUGGCCUGACCCAGGUGCAGCACCUUGCACUCGGCCCCCUUGAAGUUCAUGGAGUUCAGGAAGCAUUUGGACAACGCUCUCAGCAAUACAGUUUGAUUUUUUGGUGGUCCUGCGUGAAGGCAGGAUUUGGAUCAGAAGAUCCUUGUGAGUCCCUUCCAACUCAGGAUAUUCUGUGUGCACCCACUUCUCCAGCCCCUCCAGGUCCCUCGAUGGCAUCCCUUUCUGCCGGGGCAGCUGCUCACCACUGGACAUCGGGCUGUCAACCACAACUCCUGGGCACGGCAAGUUUCAUGUGCUGAUGUAGGGUUGUGUGCCAGGCUGACGUAAGGAUGGACCUGCCCCUGUUAACUUUGCCUCCCAUUUACCUUUAAAUCCAAAGGAUUAUUCCCUUCAGUUCCUAAAGGUUAGGGGAACCUUUCACCGCAUACUUUAUCUUCCAUUGUCUCAUUCCAUGUUCAUCCUCCUGCUGAUGGAAUAAUGGGGCUGAAGGGAGGUGUGAUGAGCAAGUGGCACAGGGCAGCAGUGCAGGAGCAGCUUGCCACACUGGGGGCCACGUGGGCACUGCCUGGAUGCUGGACGGUGCCCUCACCUCUGGAAAUCUGCACGGGGGGGUGGAGGGGUGAGCUGGGAGGUAGCGACCGUUUCGCUUCUGUGACAGCUGACAGGGCAAGGGCAGCUGCAUCGACACUCGUGCUUGGUGAAGGACUGAUGCCAAGAGCAGCAUCUGUUGUGGGGACACAAAGCUGAUACGAAUCUCAUGCGUCUGCACCGUUGCGCCCCUGGCAAGGGAGGCGUUCGGGGUCAGAUCAAGGCAAGCUCGUGCUCUCGCUUCGACUCGCUCUAGUGGAUGCACUACUUGGAAAUGGGGUAACGUGCUGAACACAAACUAACGAGGAGAAUAAGGACAAAGAAAAGUGCAAUAAAUAGUUCCUUACGUAAAGGGUUAAUGCUUCAAUCUCCUUAUUGUCUUAAGGAGCGGACACUUAGCUGCCUCCAGCUCCUACGGCGCAAACCACAAUCUGAUAAGCAAUCGGCUUUGGGAACCUGGCAGGUGCCACGUGGCGCCGUGACCCGGCCACUGCCCCUCAGGCAGCAACUCCCUGCUGCUCCCCUGAGCUCAGAGCCUGGUGGCAGCGGUCCCAUGAAGCCGAAGCUGCUGUCCCACAGCCCCUAACGGGAAUCGCUGCUCCGGAGGGGCAGGCACGAUGAGGCAGCUGGAGAGGAGGCGUGUGAGUCUUUCUGCAGGGCUGAAGAUCGGGGAUCGCCGCGGCUGCUGCCAGACCCUGGAGGAGGAGGAUGUCCACAUCCCAUUUGCACAGGAGAGCCUGGUAAAGCAGUGGCGCUCCAUGCAGAACGUGACAGACAGCAACCAGGAGAAAAGCGAGAUGCCCCUUCAGAGGAGCAAGUACUUCCUCAACAUUAACGUGGGCGGCACGCUGUUCCACAUAGCCUGCAAAGCGGCAGCCCGAUACCCCGUCACCAGGCUUGGGAAGCUGGCCAUUUACACAGACCCUACGAAGAAGCUGCAGCUCUGCGAUGACUACUCAGUGCAGAAGAACGAGUACUUCUUCGACAGAGAUCCUUCCAUCUUCCACUAUAUCUUCCACUUCUACCGCAGCGGGGUCCUGUGGAUAAGGGACGAGAUGUGCCCCAGUAACUUCGUGGAGGAAAUCGAGUACUGGGGAGUCCACCUGAAAUACUCCCAGCGCUGCUGCCGGAUCCUGUUUGAGGAAAAGCAAGACGAACUCAGCGAGAACCUGAAAAUACAGAAGGAGCUGGAGGCAGAACUGGAGCCUCUGGAAUCAGCAGAGCAGUUUGAGGGCAAAUGUUUGGGGCAGUUUCGGAAGAUGAUCUGGAACCUCAUUGAGAACCCUUACUCUUCUGUCCCAGCCAAGAUCAUUGCUGUCAUGUCAAGCCUCUUUGUGCUCAUCUCCAUUGUGGGCAUGACCCUGAGCACGGUGGAGGAGAUGCAGCACAAGACAGCGAAGCAGUGGAUGGAGCUGCUGGAGAUGGUCUGCGCCAUCUUCUUCACUUCCGAGUACCUCAUGCGGCUCAUCUCCUCCUCCAGCUUCAAGAAGUUUUUGCGGGCGGCGCUCAAUGCCGUGGACCUGGUGGCCAUUCUGCCGUUCUACAUCCAGAUCCUCUUUGAGAAUCUGGACGAAGGAGACACCCUUUACCACGAGGAGCUGCACCAGAUGGAGAAUGUGAGCAAGCUGGGCAAGGUCCUCAAGCUCAUCAAGCUCAUGAGGAUCUUCCGCAUCCUCAAGCUGGCACGCCACUCCACCGGCCUGCGGGCUUUCGGCUUCACCAUGCGCCAGUGCUACCAGCAGGUUUGCUGCCUCCUCCUCUUCAUCGCCAUGGGGGUCUUCACCUUCUCUGCUCUCAUGCACUCGGUGGAACACGAUGUCCCAGGCACCAACUUCACCAGCAUCCCCUACGCGUGGUGGUGGGCAGCGGUCAGCCUCUCCACUGUGGGCUAUGGAGACACCGUGCCCGACACGGUGCUUGGCAGGGUGGUGGCGUUUGGCUGCAUCUCCUUUGGCAUCAUCCUCAACGGCAUGCCCAUCUCCAUCCUCUACAACAAGUUUUCUGACUACUACGCCAAGCUGAAGGCCCACGAGAACGAGACCAGCCUCUCCCUCAAGCUCUCCAGGAGGUUCCGCUUCAAGGAGCGAGCUCUGCGGAAGCUGUCCGAGUGCUGCAGAGCUGAGCCCCGCUGCCACCGCUGACCCCGCGCUUCCCAGUGUCCUUCCCACCGAGCCCAAUUCCCUUUCCAGUGCCCAGCGGUGCCACAGGGGCACAGAGAGGGCUCGGGGUGCUGCUGGGCUGGGAGCCGCGGGUGCUGGCCACGCUGGGGUGCAGAGGUGGCAGCCAGAGCAUCCCCGGGAACAGACCUUCAAUAAACCAGAGCAGAACGGUUCAUCGGGCAGCCACUUUGUGUUAAUGAGUGAACGGCUCGUGCUGAGGGGUGAGUGGUGAGCUGAAUCACCCCCACUUUUCAGCACACCGCUAUGUCUGAGGAGGUGCUUUGCUGUUCCCUUGAAGUGUGGCACCGAUCUAUGACCAUACAGAAACUGCCUUGUGCUGCUCGGAGUGCACGGCCGGGGCAGCAGGGCUUUG
This is a messenger RNA of Anas platyrhynchos (mallard), 4060 nucleotides long. Its product is annotated as potassium voltage-gated channel subfamily V member 2. NCBI's taxonomy places the organism in Eukaryota, Metazoa, Chordata, Aves, Anseriformes, Anatidae. Gene Ontology annotation, molecular function: delayed rectifier potassium channel activity. Gene Ontology annotation, biological process: potassium ion transmembrane transport; protein homooligomerization; action potential. The record is from RefSeq and is a predicted model, not a curated record. Gene Ontology annotation, cellular component: membrane; voltage-gated potassium channel complex.